Apis dorsata (giant honeybee) is the source of this 1719-nucleotide messenger RNA. Its product is annotated as cytochrome P450 9e2-like. The record is from RefSeq and is a predicted model, not a curated record. The transcript is spliced from 2 exons. Gene Ontology annotation, molecular function: heme binding; iron ion binding; oxidoreductase activity, acting on paired donors, with incorporation or reduction of molecular oxygen. Bases 58 to 1620 code for a protein of 520 amino acids. Lineage: Eukaryota; Metazoa; Arthropoda; Insecta; Hymenoptera; Apidae.
AUACGUUGAAAGAAUCGCAUUCACGGUCAGUUGACAAGCUGAGAACCCGAUCGAACGAUGGAUUAUCUCCAACUCGGCCUCAUCAUUUUGGCAAUACUCGUGGCCGUCUACUACCUGUCCACGAGGAAUCAGAAGCUUUUAAAGAAGCACGGGAUCGUGCACAUCCCCCCAACACCGUUCCUGGGCAAUCUGGGCCCGUUGGUGCGUCGCCAGUGUCACAUGGAGGACGUGAUCCAGAGGGUGUACGACCUCGAGCCGGAGGCAAAGUACGUGGGGAUGUACGAGUUCACCACCCCGUUGAUAAUAAUCCGCGACCCGGAGCUGAUAAAAACGAUCGGGGUGAAGGAGAUCACGAAUUUCACGAAUCACCGGCCGUUCGUGGACGUGAGGGUGGAUCCUAUGCUGGGCGAGGUGUUGUUCGCGAUGCAGGGCGACCGGUGGAGGGAGCACAGGACAAUGCUGACCUCUCUGUUCACCUCGAGCAAGAUCAAGUCCAUGUUCGUGCUCAUGUCCGAUUGCGCGAAAAGAUUCGCCGAUUAUCUGUCGAAGGUGGAUCGUGAGAUAGAGCUGAAGAGCGUGUUGACCAGGUACACGAACGACGUGAUCGCGAGAUGCGUGUACGGGAUCCCGGUCGACUCCGUGAACGAGCCCGAUAAUAUAUUCUACGAGUACGGUCAAGUGGCGUCCCAAUUGGCGACGUUCAAGCAGAACUUGAUGAUAUUCGUGCACAGGAACUCGCCCCGGUUGGCCAGAUUGCUCAACUUGAAGAUCCUGCCCGACCACAUAGAGAAGUUUUUCCACCGGUUGGUCGUGGACACGAUCGAGACGAGGAGGAGGGAGGGGGUGCACGGGUUGGACAUGUUGCAACAAUUGGUGGACAUGCAGUCGAGGAAGAAGGAUGUGGAUGGGAGGGAAGGUAUGAGCGUGUCCGACAUAGCCAAUCACGCGUUCAGCUUCUUCUUCGGAAGCGUGGACACCAUGGCCACGCAGAUAAGCCUGAUAGCGCACAUGCUUGCCGUGAAUCCUGACGUGCANCUGAGGCUUCAGGAGGAGAUCGACGAGGUUCUGUCGGCGGGGAGUGACGAGCACGGGGAGGGGGGUGUUGGAUACGACGUGGUGCACGAGAUGAAGUAUCUGGACGCGGUGAUGAGCGAGGCGAUGAGGUAUCAUCCGAUUCUGUUGUUCGUGGACAGGGUGUGCGGCGAGACGUUCGAAUUGCCGCCCGCCCUGCCGGGCGCCCGACCUUUCAGACUCGAGAGGGGGAUGAACAUUUGGUUCCCCGUCAAGGCGAUCCACCACGACCCCAAAUAUUUCGAGAAUCCGGAGAGAUUCGAUCCGGAGAGAUUUCUCAGGGAUGGGAAGAGAAUCGCCAGCUCGGGGGCGUACAUGCCGUUCGGGAUGGGGCCUAGGAAGUGCAUAGGCAGUAGGUUCGCGUUGACGGAGAUGAAAAUACUGCUGUUCAACAUCUUGGCCGUGUGCAGCUUCAAGGUCGGGAGCAAGACCACGGUCCCGUUGAAGUUCAAGGAGGGUGUGUUCAACCCGGUCGCUAAGAAUGGAUUCUGGUUGAAGAUCGAGCCCAGGGAGAACUCUUCUUCAGGAGAUGUUGCCUCUUCCAGUUGAUGGAAAGUUGAUCGAUUUUUGGUGUAGGCUCGUUUUUUUAACGCUAUUUAAUAAGUUAUUUCCAAGUUUUUGUUGCAAUAGAGGGUGAGGGAGGCAAAA